Messenger RNA from Glarea lozoyensis ATCC 20868, 1269 nucleotides. Its product is annotated as Thiolase-like protein. The transcript has 5 exons. The record is from RefSeq and is a predicted model, not a curated record. The coding region runs from base 1 to 1269 and encodes 422 amino acids. Gene Ontology annotation, cellular component: peroxisome. NCBI's taxonomy places the organism in Eukaryota, Fungi, Ascomycota, Leotiomycetes, Helotiales, Helotiaceae. Gene Ontology annotation, biological process: phenylacetate catabolic process; fatty acid beta-oxidation. Gene Ontology annotation, molecular function: acetyl-CoA C-acyltransferase activity.
AUGGCUGGCGUGAAAGAGAGAUUGUCUUCUGUGCUCGGUCACCUCAACCCCACCACACCUUCCAACAGUCGUGCCGCAUUACUCCAGAAAAAUCCGGAUGAUAUCGUCAUUACCUUUGCGGCAAGGACCCCAUUAACAAAAGCGAAAAAAGGGGGUCUGAAAGACACCAGAAUCGAUGAACUUGUAAUUUCUUUGUUAACCGAAGUCCGUCAACGCUCAAAGAUCGAUCCUUCAGUCGUAGAAGAUGUCUGUCUCGGCAAUGUUCUCGCUGAUGGCUCAGCAUACAUCGCACGAUCCUCCGUUCUCGCCGCAGGCUUUCCCGUAACCACCGCAGCAUCUGUAGCAAACAGAUUCUGCUCCUCUGGUCUACUAGCAAUCCAGCAGAUAGCAAAUCAGAUAGCUACAGGCUGUAUCGAUGUUGGAAUCGCAAUUGGCGCCGAAUCCAUGAGUACGUGUCCAGACAACGGUGCACCAGUCGGUCUCAGCACCAAGAUUACUGAACACGAAUUUGCCGGACAGAACCUGCAGCCAAUGGGCCAGACAUCGGAAAAUGUCGCCGGAGACUUCUCGAUCACCAGGGAGAAAAUGGAUAAAUUCGCGGCCGAGUCGUAUCAGAAAGCUGAGAUUUCCCAAAAAGCGGGCUGGAGUAGCGAUGAGAUACUUCCUACCACUGUACUCUGGAAAGAUCCUAAAACCGGCGAGGUGACCACCAAGAUAUUGACUCAAGACGAUGGACCUCGCCACGGCACCACCGCCGAAUCCCUCUCUAAAAUCAGAGCUGCAUUCCCACAAUGGCCGCCCUCUCAAACUACCGGUGGAAACGCAUCACAACUCACCGAUGGCGCCGCCGCCAUCCUCCUCAUGAAGCGCAGCAAAGCAGAGGAAUUGGGCCAACCCAUCAUCGGAAAAUACGCCGGAAGCACCGUCGUCGGCCUCGAGCCACGGAUCAUGGGCAUCGGGCCGUACUACGCGAUCCCGAAGAUUCUAGAGAAGAAGGGGUUGGCGAUUGCGGAUGUGGAUGUGUUUGAGAUUAAUGAGGCAUUUGCUAGUAUGGGCGUCUUUUGUGUGGAGAGAUUGGGGCUGGAUAGGGAUAAGGUUAAUCCUAGGGGUGGUGCGAUUGCGCUAGGUCAUCCGCUUGGGUGUACGGGGGCGAGACAGGUUGUUACUGCGCUGAGUGAGUUGAGGAGGAGGGAUCAGAGGAUUGCUGUUACUAGUAUGUGUGUUGGUACUGGAAUGGGUAUGGCUGGCGUGUUUGUUUCAGAACAUUAA